Molecule: messenger RNA, 1113 nt
Organism: Rotaria socialis
Lineage: Eukaryota; Metazoa; Rotifera; Eurotatoria; Philodinida; Philodinidae
Source: the annotation of a GenBank genome assembly
AUGUGGUUUAUUCGAAAACAUUUUGCAUCCCAUGCAUACGCUAUUGUAUUUUUCAUAUUAUUUUGUAUUUGUUUAUACAUAACAUUUUAUGAUAAAACAAUUUCGUCCACAUUACCUGUUAUAACACCAUUAAUAACAGUACACACUAAGACAUCAUCAGGUCAAUAUCUUGACGUGCACUUAGAUUUAGCAACCAAUUCGGCAAUGUGUCAAAAGCAUGAUUAUUUAAUUAUCUAUGUUUUAUCGACAAUUACUAAUGUACAGCGGCGACAGGUUAUACGCUCGACUUGGGGAUCAAAGCAGAAAGGUGUCUGCUUUGUAUUUAUUGUCGGACAAGUUUCAGGUACAACAGCAAAUGCUGGUGAAUAUCAACUGAAAAUUAAUAAUGAGAAACGUGAACAUCAUGACGUGGUUCAAAUCGAUCAUUUCGAAAGUUAUGCAAAUGUUAUUUAUAAAGAAAUAGCUGCACUAAAAUGGGCUAAUCAUUUCUAUCCAGAUAUUCCAUAUUUAUUUAAAACCGAUGAUGAUCUUAUUGUUGAUACAAUUUUAGUAUCGUCUAUUGGUAAACUACUUCUAACAAAUGUUUCACUUCACGAUUCUUUUCUUGUACAAAAUCGUCCAAAUUUGGUUUCAAGUAUAAUAUCAUCUAAUCGAGAAACAUUCUUUCGUGGUGGUUGGGCAACGGAUUAUCAACCAACAUUACGUGAUGGGAAAUUUGGUGUUAGUGAAAACGUUUGGCCACAUGCAGUACUUCCAGCUUACUGUUCCGGUUUUGGUUGGUUUAUGUCAAAAAAUAUUCGUGAACGUCUUGUAAAUGCAUCUCUUACCUAUCCAAUUGAGAAAGCAGCUUGGGUUGGUGAUGUAUUCGUAUCAGGAUUUUUAGCUAAAGAAGCAAAUGUGAAAUGUACAGGGCUUGAAAUUGAUUUUGCUCAAACAGCUUCAGCUAAUUGUUCAUGUUUAAUGGUUAACAAUCCAAUGUUAACUGUAUGUUCAUCAUCAUUUCAUUCUGGUGGUGGUGGUACAGAAAUACAAAGAUAUUUAGAAUAUCAAAAAGCUUGGCAAGUUAUUCAAUUACGUCAUAAUUCAACUGAUAGGAAAAUUUAUGCUUGUUAA